Sorghum bicolor (sorghum) is the source of this 1782-nucleotide messenger RNA. Its product is annotated as serine/threonine-protein kinase RIPK. Gene Ontology annotation, molecular function: ATP binding; protein kinase activity. The coding region runs from base 205 to 1524 and encodes 439 amino acids. The transcript has 4 exons. Gene Ontology annotation, biological process: protein phosphorylation. The record is from RefSeq and is a predicted model, not a curated record. NCBI's taxonomy places the organism in Eukaryota, Viridiplantae, Streptophyta, Magnoliopsida, Poales, Poaceae.
CCGGCGUCCGCGCCUAUAUAUCCACCGCGCCCCGUGCGUCGCACAGACAACCUGCCCCACACCGCACAUCCUCUCAAGCAAACUCGUACCACCUCAUCGCGGGGGCCUUUUUCUUUUGUCUCCACUCUUGCGCAGCAUCCGUGGCCACAGCAGACUCAGCCUUGCCUUCCUGCGCGCGCUGCGUGCCUCGGCCGGCGGCGAUCGAUGAGGACCAGGAAGUCGAAGACGACGUCGGCGUGGAGGUCGUUCCUGGGCGGCUGCCUCGGCUUCGGCGGCGGAGGAAGGGGAAGGGCGGCGGGAGACAGGCAGCGGAAGGUGCGGCCUGGCGGCGGCGGAGGCGGGCGGCUGUCGUUCACGGACCUGAGCGGCGCGGCGGACCAGGACCUGUCGGUGUCGCUGGUGGGUUCCAACCUGCACGUGUUCAGCGUGGCGGAGCUGCGCGAGGCCACGCGCGGCUUCGUCUCCGGCAACUUCCUCGGCGAGGGCGGCUUCGGCCCCGUCUACAAGGGCUUCGUCGACGAUGGAGUCAAGAAGGGGCUCAAGCCGCAGGCCAUCGCCGUCAAGCUCUGGGACCCCGAGGGCGCCCAGGGACACAAGGAGUGGCUGGCGGAGGUGAUCUUCCUGGGGCAGCUGCGGCACCCCAACCUGGUGAAGCUGGUGGGCUACUGCUGCGAGGACGAGAACCGGCUGCUCGUCUACGAGUACAUGGAGCACGGCAGCCUGGAGAACCACCUCUUCAAACAGAUUCCUGCCGUGCUGCCCUGGUCGACCCGACUAAACAUUGCAGUAGGCGCGGCGAAGGGUUUGGCGUUCCUCCACAACGCUGAGAAGCCGGUCAUCUACCGUGACUUCAAGGCCUCCAACAUCUUGCUCGACUCGGACUACAAGGCCAAGCUGUCAGACUUCGGGCUGGCCAAGGACGGACCAGAGGGCGACGACACCCACGUGUCGACGCGCGUGAUGGGGACGCACGGCUACGCGGCGCCGGAGUACAUCAUGACGGGCCACCUGACGGCGAAGAGCGACGUGUACAGCUUCGGCGUGGUGCUGCUGGAGAUCCUGACGGGGCGGCGGUCCGUGGACAAGACCCGGCCGAGCCGGGAGCAGAACCUGGUGGACUACGCGCGGCCGUGCCUCAAGGACCCGCUCAGGCUGGCCCGGAUCAUGGACCCGGCCAUGGAGGGCCAGUACUCGGCGCGGGCGGCCCAGAGCGCGGCGCUGGUCGCGUACCGGUGCCUCAGCAGCAGCCCCAAGAACCGGCCGGACAUGUCCGCCGUCGUCCAGGCGCUGGAGCCGCUGCUGGACCUCAACGACGACGUGCCCGUCGGCCCCGUUGGCCCCGUGGUGCUGUUCGUGGCGGCGGCGGAGGCGGAGGAGAAGAAGGAGCGGGCGCCGAGGAAGGACGUCCGCCGGCGCAGGCCUAUGUCGUCGCCGAAGGCCUCGGCGAGCCCCAGGAAGCGACCCGGCGCCGGCCCGAAGGAGGAGUUCUGGGUGUGGCAUCUGCCGGCCGAGCAGAAGGCGUGACGUGAACGUGACACGUCCGUCCGUGCUUGAGCUGCGUUGUGCAAGCGUGCGUGUGUGUACAGAGGACGAGGUGGCGAGGUACUAUUGGUUAGGAUCGUCGUGCGCAUCCCUGUAAGGUUCUUCUCGUUUCGUUUCUCUUCGUUUUCAGUCUGCUGUUACAGUGAGAUGCUCAGAUGCAGAGUGAGUGAGUGUGGCUCAGACUAUCUCCAACAAUCGUCACCCAAAAUACAAGACUCAUUUGUUCUUUGGAUAGCGCUA